This is a messenger RNA of Capronia epimyces CBS 606.96, 792 nucleotides long. RefSeq lists its product as uncharacterized. Lineage: Eukaryota; Fungi; Ascomycota; Eurotiomycetes; Chaetothyriales; Herpotrichiellaceae. The transcript has a single exon. The record is from RefSeq and is a predicted model, not a curated record. The coding region runs from base 1 to 792 and encodes 263 amino acids.
AUGGACGACGCCACUAUUCAGGAGCUGAAAGAAAAGUCUCGUAAGCUUCAGAACGAGAAUGAGGAUGCUAUUAUUAACCAAUUAGCGCGACACAUCAUUCCCGCUAUAGCCAAGCUCCCCGACCAAAGACUGGAGAUGAAUAGCAAACAAACGUGGUUUGAUUCUGUCCCUAUCCCGCUCAAUGCGUCUGUUCUUACCACGCCGCUACCCUUACCCUUACCAAAACCGGAUCUCGCUUUUGGAUACUCUGCAAGGGCCUUUACCCCCAACCAACUAGGGGCAAUUGAUCUACUUAUCGACGAUCAAUCCGGCAAAAGCUAUGCCGUUCCAGAUCAGAUGGUUCACUUUCCAUUUUUACAGAUCGAGUUCAAGUCGCAGGCCAAGAAUGGAACUCACUAUAUCGCAACGAAUCAAGCUGCUGGUACCGGAGCCAUUGCGCUCAACGGCUAUAUAGACCUCAUACAGCGCAGCUAUGGACUAGAAAAUUUCGACUAUGAAGUACCACUAGAACCACUAUAUUUCUCGAUCAGCAUGGACCAUGAGCUGGCCCGAAUUAACGUACACUGGCUGAAAGCGCCGGCUGAAGGAGGACAACACAGUUUUCACGUUGAGGGACUGUCACAGCAUCUUCUACGAGAUCCGAACGGCAUCCGAGCACUUUCUCAAGCAAUUAAGAACACUCUCGACAGCGGUGCUGGCGCCCGACUGCAAGCACUCUGCAAGGCACUGGAUGUAUACCGCGAGACGGUCGUUCGCAAUAGAAACGCAGCAAAUGUGCAGAGGGAACAAUAA